This is a messenger RNA of Closterium sp. Naga37s-1, 4350 nucleotides long. Lineage: Eukaryota; Viridiplantae; Streptophyta; Zygnematophyceae; Desmidiales; Closteriaceae. The record is from the annotation of a GenBank genome assembly.
AUGGGUGUUCGGUUCGGAUUGGAAGGUGAUAGCGGAAGGAUCACGCAAGCAAGGGCUGUACGAGAUGAAGCUGCACGAAAAACAGAGUGGGAGAAGCCCACGUACAUGGCUGAACCGGAAGCGGGCAAGGUGGCACGAGAUGAGCUACGCACCAAGUUGAAAAAAGUUCCGAUCAAGGAGCUGCAGCAGCAGGCGCUUCCUAUGGCUGCAGCAGUGAGCACGGUGGACGUCAACCUGCUGCACAGGAGGAUGGGGCACGCUGGUCACACUCGAAUCAAGCAGCUGGUCAAGAAGAACAUGGCAGCAGGAGUGAAGGACACCUACUUGGAGUGGAAGGGACGGAAACAAGGAGCUGUUGCAAAGAAAGCGGCAGCAGCACCAACUCCAGUGGAGGAGAUGAUAGAUGGGAGUGAGAAGGAGGGGAUAGGGGCAGCCAAUGGAAGCGGUGACAAUGACGACUACGAAGACCACACUACACCGGGUUUCGACUGGGUGUGGGAGGUCCAGGAGCUAACCUCACCUUCAACUGCCGUGGAAGAGGGUGAAGAAGAAAAUGAUAAGGGAGAAGAAGCGGGUGACAGCGCAACGAAUGAAGCCGGUGAGGAAGAAGCUGAGAUUUCUGAUGUGGAAGAGAGUGUGGCUGAAUCUGCCAGCACGGGGUACUCCGACCCAUGGCGCAUCAUUGACACGGGGGACAAUGAAAAGGCGGCAGCAGAGAUUGAAGACCUACUUGUGGACGGAGCGAUCAUCAUCGGAAGAGAGAUUGAAGGAGAUUCCGUGCAACAAGGAACGGAUGAUAAUGCAGCAGCAGAGAAAGGUGGAGCUGAAAAUGAGAAUGAGGAGAUGGGCAAAGGGAAACGGGUCAAGAAACCCAACCUCAAGUUCCAGGACCCCCAGCUAUUCACAGAGUUCACGGGCUGGCACACGGUCACAGUGCGCCUGCCAGACAACGACUGGUUUCAGGACCCCCAGACAUUCACGGAGCUGACAGGCUGGCACACAGUCACAGUGCGCCUGCCAGACAACGACUGGUUCGUCUCCCUCACUGCUCCCACCGGGGGCGUGGGCGUCUAUGUCUAUGAGUCCCUAGGGAAGAAGACCACAGGCGCUUCAGAACCUGGCACAGACUCCUCCUCUGGUGUUAACAGCUCAGGCUCAGCUGCUGAAGGCUCGUCGACUCAAAAGUCAACUCCUCCACCCGCCUCGCCCACCGCUUCGCCUUUUGAGUCGACUCAAAAGUCAACUCCUCCACCUGCCUCGCCCACCGCUUCGCCUUUUGAGUCGACUCAAAAGUCAACUCCUCCACCCGCCUCGCCCACCGCUUCGCCUUUUGAGUCGACUCAAAAGUCAACUCCUCCACCCGCCUCGCCCACCGCUUCGCCGUCCACAAAGGAGUAUCUGCGGCCUUCCAACGGCACGGGGGCGAAUGUGCUGCUGGCGAGCGUGGAUGGGUGUGUGGAGGACGGCGAGAGCGGUCUGCAGCGGUGCAGACAGGUACGGUGUGGUGGUGAGGUGUUGGACGCGGUGCAUGUGCAAGCAGGGGUUUGCAGCGGUGCAGACAGACCUGUGCCAUAUGGACUAUCUGUCUCCCGCAACUGUGCACCAGAAGCAGCAGCAGCACUGGCAACACCACCAACAGCACCAGUCCUCACUCACUCCCUUCUCUUCACUCCUCUCCCUCGCGUCUCCCAUGCCCCAGACCUGUGCCAUAUGGACUAUCUGUCUCCCGCAACUGUGCACCAGAAGCAGCAGCAGCAGCACGGGCAACAGCAGCAGCAGCGCCGCAAGCACCAGUCCUCCCACGACUCUGCCCGGGUUCAUACUUUCAACUGCAGUCCUGUUCCUACCGUCCCUCCUGCCCCUCACCUCCUUGCCUUGCCCAUACCCUCCUCCGGUGUCCCCCUUCUUUCCCUCCCCAUACAACGCUGUUCCCGCCAGGCGUUCACUGUCUUCGAGGCGUCUCUGCAAACACCCUCAUGCACUGAGUCCCCUGCAGCAGCAGCAUCCCAGCCACCUACAACAGCAGCGGCACCGACAGCACCAGCAGCAGCAGCACCAGCAGCAGCAGCACCAGCAGCAGCAGCACCAGCAGCAGCAGCACCAGCAGCAGCAGCACCAGCAGCAGCAGCACCAGCAGCAGCAGCACCAGCAGCGCCAGCAGCAGCAGCACCAGCAGCAGCAGCACCAGCAGCAGCAGCACCAGUAGCAGCAGCACCAGCAGAGGCAGCAGCAGCAGUGGACGCACCAGAAGCACCAAUCUCCACACUCCUCCUCACAAGAGUGCCGGUGCUUUUCGCUCCAGCCGACAGCUCUUCCCCUCUCCACCGACCUCCUCAUUCCUCCCAGCCACCGAAGCUGCCUCCUUGCACCUCACCCACCCUUCCAUCCCCUCAUCCUCACCCAUUCUCCCCCCCACCCCCUCCAGCCACCUCCUCCCAGCCAAUCGCAGAAGCCCAGCGGCUCGUGCGGCAACUGACGGAUCAUGCAGAGCUGGUGGAUUACAUUCGAGCAACGCACCGCAGUCCCUCCCGGCGCUUCUCUGCCGCCCAGCAGGCUCUUUUCGUCCGCAUCCUCGUCAUGGCGCUGCAGUCAGUCGUGCAGAAGAUGCCGAGCGAUGCCGUCCAGGCUGCCACCCACUUGCUGCACAUCUUCAACGACGCAGUGGUCUCGCCAGACGCCUCGCCGUGCCCCCAAGGUGCAUCUCUCUUUCUGUUGCUCUCAAGUGCCCCUAUGAUCUUCCCAGGUGCUCCUGCUGUUGGUCUCAGGUGCUCUCUGUUUUUCUCAGGGCGCAAGCGUUUCGAAGAGCCUUGCGCGUCCCAAGUGGGUGCUUUUGUAAUAACUCAAGAGCUUCCUCCUCUCCCUACAAUCCUUCUCUCCUCCCUCCCCGGGUCCCCCUCCUCUCCCCCAGCGGAUUUUAUGGUUCUAUGGGACUCUGCGUCCUUCACCCGCCGCGCCAUAUCAGACGGGCAGCGGGUCACGUGGGUGUGGAACGACGACGACUACCACGAGCUCUCAGGUGUGGCGAGCAAGGGUAGGGAGGAGAGGGAGACGGGAGAGGUGCAGCAGUGCCCUGCCCUUCGCUUGUUCUCCCGACGACACAUCACCUCCCCAAUUCGCAUACACCAAGGCUCUCCCGACGACUCAUCACCGCCCCAGUUCGCAUACACCAAGGUGUUUGGCACGGCUCGAGACAUAGCUGUGAAGGACUCGCCUCAGUCACUCGCAUUCACCCUCAUCCGCGCCAGGAAUGAUUCAGCACCCCAGCCCCGCGACUCUCUCCCCCCCUACGUGCUCCUCCUCGCCUCCCUCUGUGCGCCUGCCUGCCGUCUCGUCUCGCCAUGCUGGCCAACGGUCGCUGCGACCAGCAAGUACCCCUUUGCACCUUCUGACUCCUCUCCCCCUCUCCCAACUCUUUCCUGUUCCCCCUACCCCCCACCACCAGCACCCCAGCCCCGCGACUCUCUCCCCCCCUACGCGCUCCUCCUCGCCUCUCUCUGUGCGCCGGACUGCCGUCUCUCCAUGCUCGCCAACGGCCGCUGCGACCAGCCCUGCAACGUGGCUCUCUGUGACUUCGACGGGGGGGACUGCGCUUGCGGCGGCGCUGGCAGCGGGAGUAUUGGAAGCAGCGUGAGCAGCGGCAGUGAUGCUGCUGGUGCUGGUGGUGGGAGUGGGAGAGGAGGCAGCGGCAGUGGCAGCAGUGGCGGUGGUGCGAGUGCGGGUGGGAGUGUGGGAGGAGGAGUGGGUGUGCAGUGGUGCACAUGUCCUGUGUUGCAGAUACGGGGCGAUGAUGGAGCGUGCUGUGAAGCAGCAGGAGCAGGCACGGGCAUCAAGGUCCCCUUCAGUCUGCAACGAUUCGGCCCCACAGUGCAUCCCCUCCUCUCCACUCUCGGCAGCACCGCUACUGCUCUGCCUCGUGUUGUGUCCCAAUACAACAGGGUGCUGAUGGGUCUCAUCAUCGUACAAUACCGCUGGGACUCUGCAGACUGUGCCACGAGCAGGUUUCACUUCCAGGACUUGUGUGUGAGAGGCGAGUCAUCCGAGGCUUUCGGGGUGAACCCAGUCUUCCUUCCGUCCUCCUCGCUGUACAACGCCAAUGCUGCUGCCAACAUGACCGCCUACACCAACGAAACAUUUGCCAAUCCCUUUGAGCUUAACGCCAAGGGGUUGCCAUAUGGCUUUCAGCAGCUGCCUGGCAGCAGCCGCUUCCCGCUGGUGUUUGAUGUGAAUCUGGACAACGGGGCAGCAACACGGCGGCUGCAGUACCUGGUGGACGGGUUCUUCGUGGACAACUACACGCGCAGCAUCGACGUUGUUCUUAUCACUCGCAACGGUGAGGGGCAACGGUGGUGA